AUGGCUUCCGUAAAGGUGAAAUGGGGCAAAGAAGUACUUCAGCUUACAGUAGAUCUUAAUAUCACCGUAAAGGAAUUUAAGGAGGAACUUCAAAAAACCACCAAUGUCCCAGUGGAACGACAAAAACUUAUGGGACUUAAACCCAGUGCGUUGAAUGACAGUGCAAGGCUACUGGAUGUUGGUGUAACAAAUGGUAAAACUGUAAUGCUCAUUGGUACAGCAGAAGCAUUGCCUGCUGUUAGUGCACCAACUUCUGAAGAAGGAAAACCAAGAACAACAACAACAACAACAACAACAAAACAGAAUGUUGACAAUGUCUCAUCGGUAACAAUUACACCGAAUGGAUUGAGAAACAUAGGAAAUACAUGCUAUAUGAAUUCAGCUAUUCAGAUGCUUCGUCUUGUUCCAGAAAUUCGAAGUGUACUUGAAUCCAAUAAUCACGUUCCACUUCUAUACCAGUUGGGUCAGAUGUAUAAAACACUGGAUGAAGUUCGUGAGACCUUUACACCUUUACUAUUUUGGAAUAGUUUGAUUGGGAGAUACCCCACCUUUGGAGAGCGUGAUGAUUCUGGAAGGCCAAUGCAACAUGAUGCUCAAGAAGCUCUCAAUGGUCUGGUUGAAAAUAUCACUAAUGUAUUGCCGGAAGAGGAAAAGAUUCUCUUUCGUGGCUUAUUGAAGCAAACUAUGACCUGUAAGAAUGAAGGUAAUUCCACACCUACAGUCCAAGAUAUACCAUUUCUCAUGCUUUCUUGUAAUAUUAAUACAGAGGUACAGACAUUGGAAGCUGGACUGGAGGCAGCUCUUAAUGAAACAGUAACACUACCAUCAGAAGGGGAUUCCGCUUCAACCGUUUACACACGGAUGAGUCGUAUCAGUUCUUUACCAGAAUACCUCUUUGUGCAUCUCGUUCGCUUUUCAUGGAGGGCUGACACACGUGUAAAGGCCAAGAUACUGAAGCCAGUAACUUUUCCCAUUGUUCUGGAUCUUUUUACAUUCUGUUCAGAAGAACUAAAGGAAACACUAAAGCCCGAACGUGAAGAAGUCAUGAAACGACGUGAUAAAGAGCUUGAUCGUCUCCGUGAACAAAAACAAAAAACACGAUUUGAAAGUGAAGGACAAACAGAAGAAACAACUUCUUCACUCACUUCUGCAGACGCAGCAGCAUCUAUUGGUAACAAAAGUGGAUAUUAUGAGCUUUGUGGUGUCAUCUCACACAAGGGACGAAGCGCUGACAGUGGGCACUACGUGUUCUGGGGAAGGCCUACUAAUCAAUGGAUGGUAUUUGAUGAUGAAAAUGUGGCUCCAGUAACUGAAGAAGAUAUAAAGCGGCUUCGUGGUGUGGGUGAGGGUCAUAUUGCGUAUGUAUUGAUGUAUCGUACACGUAAUCCAAUAACAAAGCAAACUACCCUGCCUCUAUAA
This is a messenger RNA of Trypanosoma theileri, 1419 nucleotides long. Its product is annotated as putative ubiquitin hydrolase, putative,cysteine peptidase, Clan CA, family C19. NCBI's taxonomy places the organism in Eukaryota, Euglenozoa, Kinetoplastea, Trypanosomatida, Trypanosomatidae. Gene Ontology annotation, biological process: protein deubiquitination; regulation of proteasomal protein catabolic process; proteasome-mediated ubiquitin-dependent protein catabolic process. Bases 1 to 1419 code for a protein of 472 amino acids. The transcript has a single exon. Gene Ontology annotation, molecular function: protein binding; cysteine-type deubiquitinase activity; proteasome binding. The record is from RefSeq and is a predicted model, not a curated record.